CUAUUCGACCUGGUCGAGAACGAAUUAUGCACUCAGCGUCCAAUCUUAAAAACUUGUUAAUAUGCGUGUCACAACAGGAAAAAAUUCUUUGUUCACGACUAACAUCCUUUGUUAGAGACUUAUGCAAAUGUCGAGUGAUAAGAUUGAAAACAGCGUGCAAUAUGCAGCAGUCUAAAAAUGUUAUCAAUUAACGCUUGACCGUGAAUUCCUAAUGAGACACUAUCAACAGAGCCUGAGAUUGAAACGACAUAUCAACGUUAACAGCAACAUAAAGAGCAGUGAUUCUACAAGAUGGCUAACUCUGCUCCAGCGAUCAUAGCAGCUGUCGUAGGCAUUGCAGCUUUACUCAUCGUCAUUCUUAUCCCGACCAGCUUCUCUGAUGUGGAAUACUACGAGCUCGGCUUCAAGAGACGUAAGUCCACUGGUUAUGUAGACAUCAGCGAGGUGUACACCUCAGGUCGGUACUUCGUGGGUCCUGACUACACCUUCAAGGUUUUCCAAGCCGAUGCUCAUUUUGUCGAGCUUAACGAGAUUUCUGUGUGGACUGGGGACAAAAUUGAAAUCAAAAUCAGUUGCAAUUUUCAAUAUUUUCUGAGAAAGGACUUUCUGCCAGAUUUACAUGAGGCCUAUAAUGUCGACUACAAGCCUGUUGUCAGGGGAACGGCUAUUGACGCCAUAAAAGGGCGCGCUGCAGAUUUACCAAUCGACGACUACAUCAGGAACCGAGAAAAUAUCGAAAAAGAACUGUUCAAAGCUCUUGCCAAGCGUGUAGAUGGCUGCUGCAGUGAAACCUGUCCCACAGAACAAGAGAAGAUGCCCGCUUGUGGCUACUGCAUUGAAAAUUCCUUGUGUAAGAAUGACGAAAGAGGAAUGUUCGUGGAAGUCAGAUACUUCCAGUUAUUGGCGGUCGAUGUGCAUGACGAUGUGAAAAGUCGGUAUCUGCGUCAAGUCACAGAGGCGGCUGAAGAAGAACGGGCUCAAUUUGAAUUGCGGGAAAAGGUUGUUCGAAAGGAAACCGAAAGGAUUAAGAACGAGAUCUACAACGAAGCCCGAGAAAUUGCCCAGAAUGCGAGCGCUAAAGCCGUGGUUAUUGACGCCAAUGCAAAAGCGAAAGCGCUACGGGUGGUGGAGGAAGCGAGAGCGGAAGGCCUCAAGAAUCUGUACUCGGCACUGGGUAUUACUACUGACGAGGAAAAAGCUGCUUUUAACUACCUACGAUCUUUGCGGCAGAAUAAAAACAUCAAACUUAACGUAGGCUACAAAUCCCUGGCCCAAUUCCAAAAUUAAAACGCACUAACAAACAACCUCGUUUCCAGGGUCUCAUCUUCCCGCUCCAGAAGGGCGGGAAGAUGAGUGACCCUGGGAACGAGGUUGACUAACAAACUGAGUCCGUAAUGCAGUAAAUGGAGAAACCUAAGAGUCGCCGACAUUGCCAGAAUUUUUUGUUUUUGCCUCACACACUAAAGCCUCUUCUAGGCACUUUGCCGUUCGUGAAGACGAGUGGACACUGGUGGCUGUUGUUGUUAUAGAGAUGAGAAACGUUUGCAAACGAGAGCUAGCUUGGCAUAGGCUAACUAACCACCGCAAUUAUAUAAUUAGGGGCUGUACACGAAGUAACGCCCGUAACAAAAGCGCCCGUAAGAAGAUAUAAAGAAGAUGGAAUUUAUACGUAAAAGUGCAAGGUUUUGGUUGUGUAUCAAUAAAAUGUACUUGAUCCCCG
Messenger RNA from Stylophora pistillata, 1720 nucleotides. RefSeq lists its product as uncharacterized. The record is from RefSeq and is a predicted model, not a curated record. Lineage: Eukaryota; Metazoa; Cnidaria; Anthozoa; Scleractinia; Pocilloporidae.